GACACCGUGCGUGUAACCACGUCUAUGCGACAACAAGGUUGCCAUAUAUCGUACUUUCUCUGCUCUUGACUCUAUUGCUGCACGCUAUGAAUUCCUUAUAUACCCUAGGAGUACGCCAGACAAAUUCAAUACAAGCCGAUCUUGAGAAAUUACGCAAUGGAGACUCGUCUGCAUCUCUACUAGGACAGGUCUCGGCGUCAUUGGCUGCCAUGAGUCGUACAAUCGAUGACUAUGACUCUAUGGCAAAGCGCGAAAUCAUCAAAGCGAAGCAGGAGAAGGCAAUGAUGCGAGUAUCCAAGUUCAGGGCCGACUAUACAGAGCUACGGUCACAAUUUGAACGAAUGAAGAACGAAUCAGAAGCAGCAGCACGAAACGAAUUGCUAUCUGGCGCGUCUUCGUCAACUGGUCCCCUUUCCCCAGCCGCUGGUGAUGCUCGGCGACGCUUUCUAGGGGCGCAACCGCCAAAUGGGUCCCCGUCCGACGUAUCAGAGUCACCGUUCCGCGGACCGACACCAUUACCCACGUCCGACAUGCGAGAACAGCAUGCGUUACGGGAACACAGUUUUAUUCAGAACACAGAGGCGCGCCUGGAGGACUUUAUCUCGCAAGGACGGGCAGUUUUGGAUGAUCUCGUGGAUCAACGGACGGUGCUGAAAGGAACUCAGCGGAGACUACUAGAUGCAGCCAACACUCUAGGUUUGAGCAGGGAUGUAAUAGGCUGGAUUGAGCGGAGAAGCACACAGGAUAUGUAUAUAUUCUUGGCUGGCGCCAUCUUCACUUUCUUCUGUUUCUAUCUGAUAUGGCAUUAUUUUGGGUAACUUGUCUCAUUUCGGUUCGUUCUUUACUUUAUUCUGGCGUCUAUAUCAUUCCUACUUUAUUCUAUCAUCCUCGUGACAUUGAGUUAUGCUGAUUGCUUCACUCAAACCAUGUUUCUGUGGUUUUGCCCACGGUUCGCAUGGCAAAUACAUCAUUCCACUGCUCACGAUGAAUGUGACAUACAGACUGCUACUGGAGGAGAAUAAAACCUCAUUUCCCUAGGACGUAUG
This is a messenger RNA of Somion occarium, 1046 nucleotides long. The record is from the annotation of a GenBank genome assembly. Lineage: Eukaryota; Fungi; Basidiomycota; Agaricomycetes; Polyporales; Cerrenaceae.